UCACAUGACCUUGCGUGAUAGCGCGGUAGCCAUCUUGUGUUGUUGGUGCUGAGGUUUGGGUUUGGAUCCGAGAAACUCUCCGUCCGCGACCUCAGGUUAAUAUUUUUCAAAAAUGGCAGCAGAAACUCAGACACUUAACUUUGGGCCUGAAUGGCUUCGAGCUCUAUCAAGUGGUGGGAGUGUGACAUCUCCUCCUCUCUCUCCAGCUUUGCCAAAGUAUAAAUUAGCUGAUUAUCGUUAUGGGAGAGAAGAAAUGUUAGCACUUUUUCUGAAAGAUAAUAAGAUACCCUCAGACCUUCUGGAUAAGGAAUUUCUGCCCAUUCUACAAGAGGAGCCCCUACCGCCUUUGGCACUAGUACCUUUUACAGAAGAAGAACAGAGAAAUUUUUCACUAUCUGUAAAUAGUGCUGCUGUCCUACGAUUGAUGGGACGAGGAGGAGGAACAGUGGUGGGGGCUCCGCGAGGUCGAAGUUCCUCUAGAGGUCGAGGCAGAGGUCGAGGAGAAAGUGCUUUCUACCAAAGAAGUUUUGAUGAUGUGGAAGGUGGAUUUGGAAGAGGAGGGAGCAGAGAAAUGCAUAGAUCACAGAGCUGGGAGGAAAGGGGAGACAGAAGGUUUGAAAAAACAGGCAGAAAAGAACCAGUAAGACCAAAUUUUGAAGAAGCUGGAACUGUAACAGUAGGAAGGAAACAUGAAUUUGUACGCUCUGAAAGUGAGAAUUGGCGCCUAUUCAGAGAAGAACAAAAUGGUGAAGAUGAUGAUGGAGGUUGGCGACUUGCUGGUUCGCGAAGGGAUGGUGAGAGGUGGCGACCUCAUAGUCCAGACGGCCCUCGUUCUGCAGGCUGGAGAGAGCACAUGGAACGACGGCGAAGAUUUGAAUUUGAUUUUCGAGACCGAGAUGAUGAAAGGGGUUACCGAAGAGUACGAUGUGGCAGUGGCAGUAUGGAGGAUGAUAGGGAUAACCUUCCUGAAUGGUGCUUAGAAGAUGCUGAGGAGGAAAUGGGGACUUUUGACUCAUCUGGCGCAUUCCUGUCCUUAAAAAAAGUUCAAAAGGAACCAAUUCCUGAAGAACAGGAAAUGGAUUUCCAUCCUGUAGAGGAAAGAGAAGAUCAUUCUGAUUCAGAAGAAAAUCAUAAUGAAGAAGCCAAAGAAUUAGAUAAGACUCUUUUGAGAGAAGGCGUUAAGACAGAGCGAAUAAUAUCAGAAGUAACAGAAGAAACAGGAAAAGAAUCUUUACUGUCUACUAGAUCAGGUACCUCACCAAAACCACAGUCACAGGAGCCAUUACCAAUAAGCCUGAUUGAAAGGAAGGAAGACUGUAUUCUAGUAGCAACAGAAAAAUCAGAAUUUGAAGAAAGUGAAAUGGAGAAUAUUCCAUCAUCCAAAGUGCCCAAUAGAGAAGACUCUCCUUCUAUUGUCCAGUCUUUGCCACAAAUUCCUUCAGAAGCAGUUUCCAUUAUCCCUCCUUCAGAUUCUAGUCAAAAUUCUGCCUUAAGAUGUGUUCAAGCAUCAGUUAUGGCUGCUCCUGGUAUGGGAAAUGCUCUUACUGACCCUGACGAUGAAGAGGGUCUCAAACAUUUAGAACAGCAAGCAGAAAAAAUGGUGGCAUAUUUGCAAGAUAGUGCCUUGGAUGAUGAAAGAUUAGCAGCCAAACUUCAAGAGCAGAGAGCAAAGGGUACUUUAGUACCAUUACACCAUGAGUCCAUGCAAAAAUGGUUCUACAAAGAUCCUCAAGGAGAAAUUCAGGGUCCAUUCAGUAAUCAGGAGAUGACAGAGUGGUUCCAAGCUGGAUAUUUCACAAUGUCAUUAUUGGUGAAAAGAGCAUGUGAUGACAGUUUCCAGCCCCUUGGAGACAUCAUGAAAAUAUGGGGCAGGGUCCCUUUCACUCCAGGGCCAGCAUCAUCUCUGCAUAUGGGUGAGUUGGACCAAGAACGUCUGACUAGACAACAGGAAUUUACGGCCAUGUAUCAAAUGCAGCAUCUCCAGUACCAGCAAUUUUUGUUACAACAACAAUAUGCACAAGUGAUGGCACAACAGCAAAAAGCAGCUGUCUCAUCUCAGCAACAGCAGCAACUGACUCUCCUUUUGCAACAAUUCCAGGCACUUAAAAUGAGAAAAGUUGAACAGAACACGGUGCCACCUGUAACAAGGUCAAUGUCAGACACUAGUUCAAUUUGGGAACUUCAGUCAGCUGCUCCACAAACUACUGUCUGGGAAGGAAAUAGUGUCUGGGACCUCCCGAUUGAUACUGCAGCUCAGGGACCAGCUUUAGAACAGUUACAGCAGCUUGAAAAGGCCAAAGUUGCAAAGCUAGAGCAGGAACGGAGGGAAGUUGAAUUAAGGGCCAAAAGAGAAGAAGAAGAACGUAAGAGACAGGAGGAACUUCGGAGGCAACAGGAAGAACUAAUUAGGAGACAGGAGGAAGAAAGAAAAAGAAGAGAAGAAGAGGAGUUAGCUCGGAGGAAACAGGAAAACUCUGCCACAGCCUGGAAUUUGAUCCUGACAGGACUCAAGGUCGACUCAACCUUCCAUCCUUCCAAGGAGGAAGCCCUCAGGCGGCAACGGGAACAAGAAAUUGCACUAAGGAGGCAGCGAGAGGAAGAGGAAAGGCAACAACAGGAAGAAGCACUUAGAAGGUUGGAAGAAAGGAGAAGAGAAGAAGAGGAAAGACGGCAGCGAGAAGAGUUGCUUCGCAAACAGGAAGAGGAGGCUGCCAAAUGGGCACGUGAAGAAGAGGCCAAGCGUCAGAUAGAAGAAAACCGACUGCGCCUCGAAGAAGAAGCAGCUCAGCAGCGGCAAGAAGAGGAAGAACAGAAGCGGAAAGAGCUGGAACUCCAACGCCAGAAGGAAAUUAUGAGGCUGAGGCAGCAGCAGCAGGAAGCUUUGCGUCGAUUGCAGCAGCAGCAACAGCAGCAGCAACUCGCACAGAUGAAGCUCCCUUCUUCUUCAACAUGGGGUCAGCAAUCUAGUUCAAGAGCUUGUCAAUCACAGGCAACAUUAUCAUUAGCAGAAAUCCAAAAGCUUGAAGAAGAAAGAGAAAAACAACUUCGAGAAGAGCAAAGGCGUCAACAGCGUGAACUAAUGAAAGCUCUCCAGCAGGAACAGCAGCAGCAGCAACAGAAGCUGUCUGGUUGGGGAAAUGUUGCCAAGUCUGCCGGCACUACAAAAUCUCUCUUGGAGAUACAGCAGGAAGAGGCAAGGCAGAUGCAGAAGCAGCAACAUCAGCAGCAGCAGCAACAGAGCAGAUCCCGCAGUAGUACACAACAUUCAAAUCGGCAUACCAGCAUUGGCAAUUCAGUAUGGGGUUCUCUAAGCACAAAUCCUAGCAGCCAAUGGGCAUCAGAUCUUGUCAGUAGUAUUUGGAGUAAUGCUGAUACAAAAAAUUCAAACAUGGGAUUCUGGGAUGAUGCAAUCAAAGAAGUGGGUCCCCGUAAUGCAACUAAUAAAAACAAGAACAAUGCUAGCAUCAGUAAAUCUAUAGGUGUUACAAGCAGGCAUAAUAAGAAGGUAGAAGAAGAAGAAAAAUUAUUGAAAUUGUUUCAGGGAGUUAAUAAACCUCAGGAUGGAUUCACUCAGUGGUGUGAACAAAUGCUUCAUGCACUCAACACAGCUAACAACUUGGAUGUUCCCACAUUUGUUUCUUUCCUGAAAGAAGUGGAAUCUCCUUACGAGGUUCAUGAUUACAUCAGAGCUUAUCUUGGGGACACCCCUGAAGCCAAGGAAUUUGCCAAGCAGUUUCUUGAGCGCCGUGCCAAACAAAAAGCCAACCAACAACGGCAGCAGCAGGAUUCUGUAUGGGGGAUGAACCAUAGUUCUUUGCAUUCAGUCUUUCAAACUAAUCAGAGCAACAAUCAGCAAUCCAGUUUUGAAGCAGUGCAGAGUGGCAAAAAGAAGAAGAAACAAAAAAUGGUUCGUGCAGAUCCCAGCUUGUUAGGUUUCUCAGUUAAUGCUUCAUCAGAACGGCUCAAUAUGGGAGAAAUAGAGACUUUGGAUGACUACUGAGUAAAUACCACUCACCUGGCUUUUCCAGUGUCUGUUAACCAUGCAUUCUCCACUGCCGGACAGAGUCCUUUCUCUUCACUGCUCUCAUCUUUGCCUUGCAAAUGGAUCACAGAAUCAAUCAUCUCAGGCUGCUGUUUUUAGCUUCAACAAAUGCUUUCUGCCCAGGAUUGCACAGCCACCUUCAUUUAUAUUGGUCUUUGAUUUUUGUACUGGGUAGACAGAAAAGAAGAUUUAUUCAAGAGGUUGAAUUCAAAGCACUGUGAGUGAUUUUUUUUUUCUCCCAAGCUAUUUGGAAAGCCAUCUGUAGGUCUACUUAUGGUAGCUUCCUUUGCUUCUGUCAUCACUUUCACAACAAUAAGCCCGUGCAAUCAUGGUGGAGAGCUCAUGGUUAACAGAUGUCAUUCAGAACCAAAACGCCAUGCAGAUACUGACUUCCAUGCCUUCCAGUUUCAGGAGGUACAUUCAUAAGUUAACUGUAAAACUGCCAACAGCAGAAAAUUUUUGUGGUGGGCAGCAUUCAGCUUGGAUUGGCCUGGCAUUGCACAUCCCUGUCAGCCUAUCUUCAGCACAUUGCAUUUGGGGAAGCUCAAGUCUGUCUUCAUUAAGUGGUGGUGUCAACGCUACUUGAGUUCAGGCUUCAGCACAUCCAGCCUUCUUGAACAAUUGGGGACUCAAGUUGUGGGAGGAGGCACUUACUUCAGGCUGAAUUUCUCCUGUAAUUCUCUUUCCUCCAUUGUGAUUGGGCCAGUUAUUUUGGACCCUUCUGCUGUGAAUUUGUCUCGUUUCAGAGACACAUAGGAUCUUUACCAUAUGUAUGUUCAUCAGUUGGCUUUGUAUGAGAAUUUGACACUACCUUUGAAGCAUGAAAUGUAGCCAGAUUUUCAUCUGGUUACAUGUGAUGGUGAUUCAGGAUUUUGUAAGUUCUGCAGCAGCAUUAUGCCAAGGAACAGGAGAUGUCGUCUUCAAAGAAAAAUAAACGACACAAGGAACUUGAGCAUUGGCAGUGUCUGUGUUUGUAAAAAAAAAAAAA
Molecule: messenger RNA, 5030 nt
Organism: Crotalus tigris (Tiger rattlesnake)
Lineage: Eukaryota; Metazoa; Chordata; Lepidosauria; Squamata; Viperidae
Gene: GIGYF2
Product: GRB10 interacting GYF protein 2
Exons: 29
Coding region: 113-4000 (1295 amino acids)
Biological process (GO): insulin-like growth factor receptor signaling pathway
Cellular component (GO): proximal dendrite; vesicle; perikaryon
Molecular function (GO): protein binding
Source: RefSeq, a predicted model, not a curated record